CCAGGAACCGGGCGCCUUCGCUGGCUCGCUUUCCGGCCGGGGCGCGGGGCGCCUGGGUGCCUCCGCCGGCCCUUCUUGCUUCUCCCCGGGACCCUUGGCUCCUGACCCCGGUGGCAGCUGGUCUGUGGCGGGAGGUCGGGGCCGGUCCGGCUCCGGCCUGCCCUGCGAGGUGACCUUGGUCGAGUGCCCGGUCGCGCGGCGCCCUGUCAGGGACCCAGUUCUCCGGCGGCCGAGGACACAGACGCGGAGCGGCCCCACGGGCCGCCUCGUGGCAGGGGAAGCGCCAGGCCGCCGGGGGCGGAGCGGGGCAGCUCGGUCUGGGCGGGGGAGAUGCCCCUGCAUGUGAAAUGGCCGUUCCCCACGGUGCCGCCGUUCACCUGGACCCUGGCCAGCAGCGUCGUCAUGGGCCUGGUGGGCACCUACAGCUGCUUCUGGACCAAGUACAUGAACCACCUCACCGUCCACAACAAGGAGGUGCUGUAUGAGCUCAUCGAGAACCGAGGCCCGGCCACGCCCCUCAUCACUGUUUCCAACCACCAGUCCUGCAUGGACGACCCUCAUCUCUGGGGGAUCCUGAAACUCCGCCACAUCUGGAACCUGAAGUUGAUGCGUUGGACUCCCGCGGCCGCAGACAUCUGCUUCACCAGAGAGCUACACUCCCGCUUCUUCAGCCUGGGCAAGUGUGUGCCCGUUUGCCGAGGGGAUGGUGUCUACCAGAAGGGAAUGGACUUCAUUUUGGAGAAGCUCAACCAUGGGGACUGGGUGCACAUCUUCCCAGAAGGGAAAGUGAACAUGAGCUCUGAGUUCCUACGCUUUAAGUGGGGAAUCGGACGCCUGAUUGCCGAGUGUCAUCUCAACCCUGUCAUCCUGCCGCUGUGGCAUGUGGGAAUGAACGACGUGCUACCUAACAGCCCACCUUACUUCCCCCGCUUUGGACAGAAAAUCACUGUGCUGAUCGGCAAGCCCUUCAGUGCCCUGCCUGUACUCGAACGGCUCCGGGCAGAGAACAAGUCAGCCGUGAGUUGUCAUCCUGCCCUGAACCCACUCCCUGUGCCGCCCUGUAGCUGUCUUAGCCUCUCCUGGCUCCCUCAGCCUCCCAGGGCUCCUGGGCAGAGCUCCCCAAGGGCCGCAGGCCAGCCUGAGUCCUUCCCCUCAGGUGGAGAUGCGCAAAGCCCUGACUGACUUCAUUCAGGAAGAAUUCCAGCGCCUGAAGGUCCAGGCGGAGCAGCUGCACAACCACCUGCAGCCCGGGAGGUAGACAGCGCCCUGACCCCUUCCUGUUGGGGGGCGGCUGUUCCCGGCCCGGCCCCGGGAGAGAGGAGAGAGGCCGCUCUCGCCCAGGCCCCGCCCACUGGCCGCCAGGGCCGGCUCAGGGCUCCUGCCCUGCACGGACCUGAACUGGGGGACGGACUGAGGUUUUGAGGUCAGAUACAUUCUUCUAGACAGAUUUGUGCAUAACCCCGAGCGGGGAUCCUGUCCUCGUUGGUGCGCAUUCCCUCUGCUCUGAGCUGCUUCAGUUGAAGGAAGGGUUUUGCCUGCUUCUCCCACUUGGCCAUGAAAGGAGGAAGAAAUUUCGGCAGGGGCCCCCUUCCUCUCCCGGGGCUGGGAUCAGGACGGAGGGUGUCUGACGGGGGGCAGGUGGCCAGGCCAGAACUCUGCACAGGGCUUCAUGAGGCCCUUGGCUUGGCAUCUACCCAAUGGUCCGAUCCGGAAGCUGUUCACUACGUCCUCAGGGACGGCCGUCGGCCACCUCUCCGUUCCGCCCACACUUCCCACAGGCGUGGGGUCCUCAGGCAGGGCCCAGUUUUUCGCCGUGAGCAGAAAGGCACCUAUUGCCAGAAGUGAAAUCCAGCUGAUUGGAGCCUGUGGCGAGGGCCAGAGUCCCUACCACCUGCCCAUGUUCCAGGGCCCAACCACUGCUCUGUCUUUGCCACCUCCCUGGCAUCACCAGAGACCCCCGGGGCCUGGGUUUUCAUGUUUUGCAACCAGUAAAGCAUCUGUGGUGUUUUA
This is a messenger RNA of Suricata suricatta (meerkat), 2010 nucleotides long. It is a transcript of the gene TAFAZZIN, whose product is annotated as tafazzin. Bases 331 to 1182 code for a protein of 283 amino acids. Gene Ontology annotation, biological process: cardiolipin acyl-chain remodeling; inner mitochondrial membrane organization. The transcript has 9 exons. NCBI's taxonomy places the organism in Eukaryota, Metazoa, Chordata, Mammalia, Carnivora, Herpestidae. Gene Ontology annotation, cellular component: mitochondrial membrane. Gene Ontology annotation, molecular function: 1-acylglycerophosphocholine O-acyltransferase activity. The record is from RefSeq and is a predicted model, not a curated record.